Molecule: messenger RNA, 1958 nt
Organism: Chanos chanos (milkfish)
Lineage: Eukaryota; Metazoa; Chordata; Actinopteri; Gonorynchiformes; Chanidae
Gene: gnl1
Product: guanine nucleotide binding protein-like 1
Exons: 12
Coding region: 63-1895 (610 amino acids)
Molecular function (GO): GTP binding; GTPase activity
Source: RefSeq, a predicted model, not a curated record
ACGCAGCUCCUCGUGUUUCUCUGCUAUUUGCAUUUUUUAAAUUAUUUUUGACUGAUGUCAAAAUGCCACGAAAGAAGCCUUUCAGUAACAAACAGAAGAAGAAACAGCUCCAGGUGAAGCGGGAGAGAAAAAGAGGUGAGACGGGUUCCCAUCCCAACAGUCGGAAUGCCAGCGUGGAGCGGGCCGCAGGCCGGGAUCGCCAUUCCGAUACGUCUGACAGCGAAACCACAGACUUAAGGAAAAUCAACCAGCAACCCAUUACCAGAAUAACCAAACAUGACCCAAACAGGUUCCGUCUGCACUUUGAGAAGGAGAGUAAAGAGGAUGUGGAGAAGAGGAGGAAAAUGGCCCGAGAGAAGGUUCUGGAAGCCGUCGCGGAGAAAGAGCUGGAGAUUAGCAUCGAGGACGUGUACCCUGAGGAGAACGGGCUUAGUUUCCCCCGGCGACCACCGUGGCACUACAGGAUGCAGCGGGAGGAGCUGCUGAAGAAAGAGGAGCGCUCCUUCAGGGAGUUCCUGGACUCCCUUCACGCCAAGAACCCCCCAGGAACACUGAGUCACUUUGAGCAUAACCUGGAGACCUGGAGACAGCUGUGGCGUGUGCUGGAGAUGUCUGAUGUGGUUCUGCUCAUAGUGGACAUUCGACACCCGGUGCUGCAGUUUCCCCCGUCGCUGUAUAAGUAUGUGACAGCGGACCUACAGAAGCAGAUGAUUCUGGUUCUGAAUAAGGUUGAUUUGUGCCCCGCCCCACUGGUGUUGGCAUGGAAACACUACCUGACCACACUUUAUCCCAGUCUGCACUGUGUGUGCUUCACCUCUCACCCAGGACAACCAUACAGCACCAUCCUGCAGAAGAAGAGGAUGAGGAGGAAAGUGGGCUGGAACAAAGCAGGAGGACCAAUCCACAUCAUGAGGGCGUGUCAGGAGAUCACGGCAGGAAGAGUGGAUCUGAGCAGUUGGGAGAAGAAGAUUCAGAGGGAUGCCAUCGCCGUGGGGUCGGAAGGGGACGGGACGGACGACGGGGCGGAGUCUGUUGUCAUGGAGCACCAGAGUGACUCCGCCCUGGAGAUGAACAGCCCCACCCAGGAGCUGUACAAGGAUGGAGUUCUAACGCUCGGAUGUAUAGGUUUCCCUAAUGUGGGAAAGUCGUCAGUGCUGAACAGUCUGGUGGGGAGGAAGGUGGUGAGUGUGUCUCGCACUCCUGGUCACACUAAAUACUUCCAGACGUAUUACCUCACGCCCACCGUCAAACUGUGUGACUGCCCAGGCCUGGUCUUCCCCUCCCGCGUCGACAAACAGCUACAGGUCUUGGCUGGUAUCUACCCAGUGUCUCAGCUGCGGGAGCCGUAUACGUCAGUGGGCUACCUGUGUGAACGAACUCCGUUUGUCUCCUUACUCAACCUCAGACAUCCCAGUCUGUCCGACCAGCCGCCCGACGUCCACAACACCGGGGCCGAGGCCUGGACGGCCUGGGACGUGUGUGAAGCGUGGGCGGAGAGGAGGGGCUAUAAGACGGCCAAGGCGGCGCGGAAUGACGUGUACCGAGCGGCCAAUAGCCUGCUGAGACUGGCCAUGGAUGGGAGGGUCUGUUUGUGUCUCCGCCCCCCAGGCUACACAGAGCAGACAGAUCAGUGGGAGUCCCAUCCAGACCUGGCUGAGAUCAUCGCUUUACAGGGAAGAAAGGAUGAGGAAGAGAGUGGAGAGAGGGAUGAGGAGGAGGAGGGAGAGUCCAGUUCGGAGGGAGAGGAGGAAGAACGGGACAGAGAUGCAGACGACGAUGACGACGAUGAUGAUGAUGAUGAAGAGGAUGGCGCAAAGACAGAGAAAAAGGACACACAGGCAUCUAGCAUCACUGUAAACAUGUUUAGUGUUUUAGGAGAGAAUGAAUGUGAGUGACAGAUGAGGGAAUGAGGGAUCUCUCUCUCUCUCUUCCUCUCGUUCUCUUUCUCUCUUCCUCUC